Messenger RNA from Symbiodinium pilosum, 1512 nucleotides. The record is from the annotation of a GenBank genome assembly. Lineage: Eukaryota; Dinophyceae; Suessiales; Symbiodiniaceae.
AUGGAGGCCGCUUCGGAUUUAAUGCAGGCCGGCGCAAAUUGCCUGAAAAUAGAAGGCGCAGCGGGGCAUCUCGAUAUCGUUGCCCACAUCGUUGAGUCAGGUAUACCCGUUAUGGGGCAUCUGGGUCUUACGCCUCAAUCGGUUGAAGCCUUUGGUGGGCACAAGGUGCAGGGGCGCGAUGCACAGGCAGCAGCCGAAUUGACCGAGGCGGCGCGGCACCUGCAGCAGGCUGGUGUCUUUGCGCUGGUACUGGAGUGCGUGCCGGCAGAGCUUGCAAGUGCAUUGUCCAGUGAGCUUUGUAUUCCUACUAUUGGCAUCGGUGCCGGCGCUGGUACGGAUGGACAGGUACUUGUGUUGCAGGACUUGUUAGGCAUGGAUCCUGGUUUCAAACCAAAAUUUCUGCGUCACUAUGCGCAGGGUUUUAGUGUUGUGCAUGAUGCGGUGAAUGCCUUCCAUGAGGAUGUUACAGAGACCCAGUUCAGCGAAAAACUCUGUGGCAGAAAUCGACCGGGCCACUUCACUGGCGUGUUAACGGUGGUGAUGAAACUUCUCAAUAUUGUUAGUCCUCAGCGUGCUUACUUCGGUAAAAAGGACUAUCAGCAAUAUCUGCUGGUGCGGGAUAUGGUGCAGGCAUUUUUCAUGCCUGUCGAUAUUAUCGGUUGCGAUACAGUGCGGGAAAUCGAUGGGCUGGCCAUGAGUUCCCGUAAUUUAAACCUGGAAACAAGUGCGCGAAAACAGGCUGCUCGAUUUUACGAGAUUAUCAGUGCGCCGCUGUCCGACGCGGAAGAGAAACUGAUCACGCAGUUCCGCCAUGCAUCUACCGGUAGAAGCUCGUCUGAUGAAAUAGGUGUAUUUCUCCGUGGUGCCCUGCGCGAAAAUAAUGUCUCCCCAGAGCUGAUUAAAAUUAUUGCGAUCUCUUCGGUGGUACCGGAAUUGAAUUACUCGCUGCGGGCAUGCGCGCAGAAAUAUUUCAAAAUUGAACCGAUGAUCAUGCGUCCGGGUAUCAAAACAGGUUUGAAGAUUGCUUAUAAAGAUCCUAAAGAGGUAGGCAGUGAUCGAAUUGCGGAUGCCAUGGGCGCAGUCAAACUGUUUCCCGGCCACAAUUUGAUAGUGGUCGAUUUUGGUACCGCAACGACUGUGUGUGCAGUGACUGCAGAUCGAACGUUUUUGGGUGGCAAUAUCAUGCCGGGUGUACGCCUGGCGAUGGAAGCACUGGAAAGCAAAACCGCUAAGCUGCCUUCUGUUGAAAUCAAACCUGCAAAAUCGGCGAUUGGAAAAACCACUGUCGACAGUAUUCAGAGCGGUCUUUACUGGAGCAAUGUAGGUAUGGUGCGGGAGCUUGUCAGUCGCAUUACGUCGGAAGCGUUCGCUGAUGAAGAGCCGCUGGUAGUUGCUACCGGCGGCUUUGCUCAUCUGUUUGAUCGAGAAAAGCUAUUUGAUCACGUUGUCCCCGACCUUAUUCUGGAAGGUCUUCUGGAAGCUCUUCGGCUCAACGGUUAUAUGCCCAGGUGA